AUCAGCCACCCCUCCUCCUAUCUCAUUCACACCCCACCCCCUCUCCCUGUCUCUAAGCCUCUCCCCCAGUAGUCAGUGCAAGGGAUUUCUCAUUCUGGAUACAUUUAUUUCCUGCUUUAGAGGAGUCACCUAGAGAUCUGGAGCAUGGAGGGGCAGUGGAGUGGGCAUGGCCACUAGCAGAGAACAGGUUGGCGUUCUGCAUCAGGCUUGUACCAGGGGCCCCCUGUUCCCCUAGGCGCUGUGGAGCUGGAAUCGGAGGGGAGCUUUGCUGCUGAUUGGUACCAUUGAACCAUUGACGAGAGAAGGGCUGAAAAUGACAGAAGAAAGCUCAGAGGUUCCCAGAGAACUGAUAGAAAGCAUUAGGGAUGUCAUUGGGAGGAAAAUUAAGAUUGCAGUUCGGAAGAAAGUCAAACUUGAAGUCAAGGGAGAUAAAGUCGAAAACAAAGUGCUGGUCCUUGCAUCAUGCAGAGCAUUUAUUCUGACAGCACGGGUUCCCACCAAGCUUGAGUUAACAUUCAGUUAUUUGGAAAUUCAAGGAAUUAUUUGCAGUAAACCUGGACACUUGGUUGUGGAAACGGAAAAAUGCAACUUAUCAAUGAAGAUGGGCUCUUCGGAAGAUGUAAACGAAGUGUUGGCGCAUAUAGGCACGUGUCUACGAAAAAUAUUCCCUGGCUUGUCACCUGUGAAAAUUAUGAAGAAGGUAACCAUGGAGCCAGCUGACAGGCUAACAAAUCUGCAAGCGCUGUGGGAUAGCCAGACUGUGACAGAAGUUGGCCCAUGUGGAGGCUUUUCUCAGAUGUAUGCAUGUGUCUGUGACUGGCUUGGCCUUCCAUACCGGGAGGAAGUGCAGUGGGAUGUGGACACUAUAUACUUAACACAAGAUACACGUGAGCUGAAUUUGCAAGACUUCAGUCACCUUGACCACAGGGAUCUGAUACCAAUCGUUGCUGCUUUGGAGUACAAUCAAUGGUUUACAAAGUUGUCUUCUAAGGAUUUGAAGCUGUCCGCUGAUGUCUGUGAUCAGAUCCUACGGGUUGUUAGCCGAUCCAAUCGAUUGGAAGAAUUGGUUCUAGAAAAUGCAGGGCUUAGAAUAGAUUUUGCACAGAAACUGUCCAGUGCUUUAGCACAUAACCCAAACUCAGGACUUCACACUAUUAACCUUGCGAACAACCCACUUGAGGAUCGAGGUGUGUCUUGCUUAAGUGUUCAUUUUGCCAAUCUCCCUAAAGGCCUGAAACAUUUAAAUUUAUCAAAAACCUCAUUAUCACCAAAAGGAGUGAACAGCCUCUCUCAGUCACUAAGUGCUAAUCCACUGAUUGCAAGCACACUCACCCACCUUGACCUCUCAGGCAAUGUUCUCCGUGGAGAUGACCUUUCAUACCUGUAUAGCUUUUUAGCACAGCCAAAUGCUAUAAAAUGUCUGGAUUUAUCGAACACAGAAUGUGCUGUUGACAUGGUUUGUGGCGCUCUCCUACGUGGCGGCCUUCAACAUCUUUCUUUGCUGAAUCUCUCCAGGACAUUUUUCUCUCACAGGAAAGGAAAAGAUGUACCCCCAUCCUUCAAACAGUUCUUCAGCAGUUCUUUUGCAUUGAUGCACAUUAACCUUUCUGGUACUAAACUGUCUGCUGAGCCUUUAAAGGCAUUGCUUCUUGGAUUGGCAUGUAACCCUAACCUGAAGGAUGUAUCUCUCGAUCUCAGUAACUGUGAGUUAAGAUCUGGAGGAGCACAAGUUUUGGAAGGCUGCAUAGCAGAGAUUCAUAACAUUUCCAGCCUUGAUAUUUCUGACAAUGGACUAGAAACUGACCUCUCGACUCUCAUUGUCUGGCUCAGUAAAAACAGAUCAAUAAGACACCUGGCUUUGGGGAAGAAUUUUAACAACAUGAAAUCAAAAAAUCUAACACCUGUCCUGGAUAACUUGGUACAUAUGAUACAAGAUGAAGAAUCGCCUUUGCAAUCACUGUCUCUGGCAGAUUCAAAACUGAAGACCGAUGUCACGCUUAUUAUAAAUGCCCUUGGCAGCAAUACAUCAUUAACCAAAGUAGAUAUCAGUGGGAAUGGUAUGGGAGAUAUGGGAGCCAAGAUGUUAGCCAAAGCACUGCAAAUAAAUACCAAGCUAAGAACAGUGAUAUGGGAUAAGAAUAAUAUCACCUCUCAGGGAUUUCAGGAUAUCGCGGUUGCUCUAGAAAAGAACUAUACCCUAAGAUUUAUGCCUAUACCUAUGAAUGAUGCUGCCCAAGCUCUGAAAACGAAUCCAGAAAAAACAGAGGAUGCCCUUCAAAAGAUAGAAAAUUAUUUGCUACGCAAUCAUGAGACGAGAAAGUACCUACAAGAACAGGCCUACCGGCUACAGCAGAGCAUUGUCACUGGCACCACGCAGCAGAUGAUUGACAGAAUUUGUGUCAAAGUUCAAGAUCACUUGAACUCUCUCAGAAACUGUGGUUUAGAUUUUGUCGUGGAAGAUGUCAAAUCAGCAGAAAGACUCAUGCGAGAUGCAAAGAAUUCAAAAACGCUUCUUCCUAAUUUGUAUCACCUUGGUGGUGCUGCAUGGGCUGGAGGCAAUAAUUUACCUAGCCCGAUUCAAGAAACCCUGGAGUCUAUGGCUGGGGAAGUUACAAGAGUUGUGGAUGAACAACUGAAGCAUCUACUUGAAUCCAUGGUUGAUGCAGCUGUGGACCUAUGUCCAAACGUAAUGAAAAAAGCACAUAUCCGUGAAGAUCUGAUCCAGGCCAGCACAGAAAAACUCUCCAUUCCUCGCAAUUUUGUUAAAAAUGUUUUGUUGGAGCAGUCUGGAAUUGACAUUCUUAAUAAAAUAAGUGAAGUCAAACUGACAGUAGCCUCUUUCCUUUCUGAUCGCAUUGUCGAUGAAAUCUUAGAUGCACUCUCAAUCAGCCAUCACAAACUGGCAGAUCAUUUAACUAAGCGUGGAAAGCCUCUUCAACACCAAGAGUCCUUGGAGAUUGAGACCAUUGAAGAGAAGUCUACUAAAAGAACCACCAUCACAAUCGAGGACCUAACUGAGAUGGAGCGUUUAGAAGAUUUAGACACCUGCAUGACUCUCUGCUGUAGAAGUAUGACUCCCAAGUCCAAGAGAAAGAGUAUUCACAGCAGAAUGUUGCGCCCCGUAUCCAGAGCUUUUGAAAUGGAGUUUGACUUGGAUAAAGCACUUGAGGAUGUUCCAAUACACAUCGAGGACCCCCCAUAUCCCACUGGCAAGCAGGAGAAGAGGACAUCUCAUGUCAUUGCAGAGCUGCCAUCUGAAGAAGCAAAAAAACUAGAGCACUAUACCAAACUAAGACCAAAAAGGAUGAAAAAGCAGCAACCUAGCAAAGCAAAUCAACUUGGUGCAGAAGCAUCCUUGGAUGUGGAACAGAAUGGCCUCACGUCUAGAGUAGAUGAAGGCGUUGAUGAAUUCUUCAGCAAGAAAGUGACCAGAAUGGAAUCAAAAAAAUCUUCCUUCAAGAAUGGGGAUCCUCAAGACAUUGGUGAUGGUGAUGAGAAGAAGAGACGGGACUCUAGAAAGAGUGGGUUUCUGAAUUUAAUAAAAUCCAGAAGCAAAUCUGAUCGCCCUCAGACUGUUACAGUGAAUGAAGAGCCCUCUUCACCUAGGCCAUCUAUUAAAAGCCCUGCACCAGAUGCUGUAAAAAAAGAAAAAUUGUCUGAAAGUAAUGGGGCUGUUAGUACCAGUACGAGUGCAGGCAGCAGCACUGAGCGAUUAGAAGAGGUCAAAACACCAGACUCUUUAGAGGAGAAUCUACAAAGUGAAGAUGGUGCAAAGGCCGAGAAAAGUGACACCAAAAGUAGCCCCCAGUCUGGAAGGAGGCUUGGUGUCCAAGUCAUGGGAAGUGGUCUGUUAGCUGAGAUGAAAGCUAAACAGGAAAGAAGAGCAGCGAAGAAAUUUGGAAAUGAUGCAUCAGGCAAAGAUCCAUCUGAUGGCAUAGGCACUACAGAGAAAAUGGAUGGGAGUGGAGCAGUUCCCAAACACCAGCCAGUGAGUGCUGAGAGCAGAUUCCCUCUAACUAGAGGAGAAUCCUCACCAGAAAAAAAUUUAAAAUGUGAGUUGAAGUCAGAAGCCAGUGUACGAUCUAAGGGUUCUACCAGUGGGACACCCACAAGUCCUAAACCACCCCUUCAAUCUUCAAAGCCUUCUCUAACUGCCCGCCCUACUGUGCCCCAGAAGCCCCGAAGCAGUUCACGUACUGAAGAUGUACCGGAGUCACCAUCUGGGUCUUGUUCUCCAAAAUCUGCCCUUAUCCCAUCAAUGAUGAAAAGGGUUCCAUCAGAGAAGGAGCGAGAUGGACAGAGCAGCCCGCUGCCUGCAGCCAAACCAAGGUUGGAUGAAGCACGACCAGCUUCCAUGUCUGAUUCUUCACCAAAAAGGUGCCGUGGUCAGACUUCUGUAGAAGGACCAGAUGUAAAAUCAAAACCUUCAAAUAAAGACAGUCAUCAAAGAAGCAAAUCAAGCGACUCCGGAGAGGAAGUGGACAAAGAAUUUGUUUUUAUUUAAAACGUCUGAUAGCAAGAUUGAAUCUACUUGUAAAUCCAUUUCAUUGAAUUUUUACUUUAUAGCCAACCUCUGAUUGAUAGAAUUGCCUUUGUUUUAGAAAUAAUCCCAUAUUCACUUUUGCAAUCUUUGCUAAAACCUA
Pelobates fuscus (common spadefoot toad) is the source of this 4643-nucleotide messenger RNA. It is a transcript of the gene CARMIL1, whose product is annotated as capping protein regulator and myosin 1 linker 1. Gene Ontology annotation, biological process: regulation of Arp2/3 complex-mediated actin nucleation; cell migration. Gene Ontology annotation, cellular component: plasma membrane; lamellipodium. The transcript is spliced from 38 exons. The coding region runs from base 314 to 4504 and encodes 1396 amino acids. NCBI's taxonomy places the organism in Eukaryota, Metazoa, Chordata, Amphibia, Anura, Pelobatidae. The record is from RefSeq and is a predicted model, not a curated record. Gene Ontology annotation, molecular function: protein binding.